Drosophila eugracilis is the source of this 553-nucleotide messenger RNA. RefSeq lists its product as uncharacterized. Gene Ontology annotation, molecular function: protein binding. The record is from RefSeq and is a predicted model, not a curated record. Bases 170 to 553 code for a protein of 127 amino acids. The transcript is spliced from 2 exons. NCBI's taxonomy places the organism in Eukaryota, Metazoa, Arthropoda, Insecta, Diptera, Drosophilidae.
UUUUAUUUGCUCACGUUCAGUUGUUCCACUGAAGCGAAGUGCGCGGUUCAGUUUCAGCUUAGGUGUUGGCCUUGCUACGGAUUUCUUUAGCUUACUGAUUUGUGCGCGAACCAAGAAGGACUGCUGACACCAUGGGUAACACGCAUGCCCAGGCCCCUUGAGAACUGUAAUGUGUCGAAUCGGAGAAGCAGUGAGUAGUGGAACCAAGAUCACUUACAUCAUACAUCAUGGCCUGUUUUGUAAUCGUUUUGAAGGCAUUCUGUGGAACUUUCGGUACCCGAGCACAGUGCGUCGUCGCGAGGACCUGGCUGUGAUGGUUCACAACUCCAGGAUGAGCAUAGUCGAAUGGUUGGAGCUGUUAGAACUGCAGCAGUACGAAGGAAACCUUCAAGAGUUCAACGUUGUUGACGACGUAGUGGACAUAACAGACAAGGAGCUUAAGCAAUGUGGCGUGCGCGGUGCCCAUCGACAGAAGAUGGUCAAUAGUCUGCUAGGAGUCCGUGCCAAGCGGCGCCAAUCCAUGAAUUUAGAAGGCAGGUCACAGGAAGAUUAA